AUGGCUUACACUGAAAAAGAAGGUAAAGAAGAAAGUAAAAUUAUGCAUCCCCAAGAUGAAGACCCAGCUGAAUUAUCAAAAUAUAUAGCCAAUGAAUCAAGUGCGACAUUUUCAUACCUUAAGAAAGCGGAGAAUUAUAUGAAGAAAUUUUAUGAAAGUUAUUUAGUCCCAAAUAGCAGCAAUGAUACUUCGCGCGAAAAUAGUGAUGACGAGAGUGAAGAAGAUAGAAAAAAAAAUGAAGGCAAUGGCAAGAAAGAAAAAAGAAAGCGAAAAAAAAAACCCCAAACACUCUGUUCAAAAGUAAAAUAUAACAUUACGAAGAAAUUGACACUUCCUAAUUUAGUCAUUAUUGGUUUUAUCGCCUGUUUUAUGAUGUUUACAUAUUCAAGGAUUGCACAGCAUAGAAAUCAAAUAGGAUAUGCCGCUGGAUUUUUAGGUGAUGUAAGUCAUGAACGUGUUGCCAGACCCCCAGGAUGUACUUGCGGAGGACAUAAAGCUCAUGGUACUACUAGAGGCACUACUACCCAUAGAACUAACUGA
This is a messenger RNA of Plasmodium berghei ANKA, 540 nucleotides long. Its product is annotated as membrane associated histidine-rich protein 1a. Bases 1 to 540 code for a protein of 179 amino acids. The record is from RefSeq and is a predicted model, not a curated record. NCBI's taxonomy places the organism in Eukaryota, Apicomplexa, Aconoidasida, Haemosporida, Plasmodiidae. The transcript has 2 exons.